Molecule: messenger RNA, 1908 nt
Organism: Debaryomyces fabryi
Lineage: Eukaryota; Fungi; Ascomycota; Pichiomycetes; Serinales; Debaryomycetaceae
Exons: 1
Coding region: 1-1908 (635 amino acids)
Biological process (GO): protein folding; protein peptidyl-prolyl isomerization
Molecular function (GO): peptidyl-prolyl cis-trans isomerase activity; protein binding
Source: RefSeq, a predicted model, not a curated record
AUGAAAAGAAAUGUAGAAGACGAAAGUUCUUCAUCCUCAGAUAGUAGUGAUGAUGAUUUGGUUGGGCCUUCAUUGGAUGAUACGCCUUCUGAUUUUGAGAAACAGAAACCAUUGAAGAAACGGAAAAAAAAAACGAUAAUCGAUGAAACAAAACUUAUAGAAAAUAUACAAUUCAAUGAAGAAUACGGCUAUUCGUAUUUGCAAGAGUCGAAUGUGAGUUGCGUUACUUUGAAUCCUAUAGAUGAUUCAAUUCUAAUUGCAGGGUUAAAAAAUGGUUCAGUGAAAUUUUGGCGCAAGAAGACCAGUACAGGUAAUGAAAAAAGUAAAGAUAAGGAUAAAGACAACAAGGAGGGCGAUACAGGACAACUUGAAUUUAUUAAGCAAUUCUCCGCUCAUCCUCAGAAGGAAGUUUCCCAGUUGAUAAUAGAUAGUGAUGGUACAAGAUUAGCAAGUAUUGCAAAAAAUGAUUCGAAUGUUAAGAUCUUUGACUUGGUAACAUUAGACAUGAUACAAGUCGUUAACUUAAAUUUUAUACCCAAUACUAAGUCUAAUUAUGUUAGUUGUUGGUAUAAGUCUGGAAACAUAAAUCAUCUAGUAAUUAAUGAACAGGAUACUAAUAGAAUUCAUAUUUUAAACCCUGAUGAUGACGACACCGAAAUAAUUAAAACCAUUCAUAGAAAUCGAUUGAAUGUGAUAUCUUAUAAUCCUAAGUACCAAUGUAUUAUAUCUUCUGACAUGAAGGGCAUUAUUGAAUAUUGGACGCCUCAAGAAGAGAAUACACCGAAAUCUGUGCAAUUCAAAUAUAAAUCGGAGACUGAUUUACUUGAAUUUGCUAAGAGUAAAUCACCACCAACGUGCAUAAGUUUCUCUCCUGAUUUUGAAACGUUUGCAACUAUUUCAUAUCCUGACAAUUGUAUACGAUUAUUUGAUUUCAAAUCUGGAAAAUUGUUGAAAUCAUACGAUGAAUCUAUCAAAAUAUACGAAAAAGACGAAGCAAACAUUCAACUAAAGCUUAUAAAUGCAGAAAGAAAAAUAUUCAUAGAUAGUCCAGAAGAUAUACUUGAGCAAAGAAAUAUUAUAUUUGAUGAAAGUGGAAAAUUUUUACUUUUUGGCACUUUACAAGGUAUUAAAAUCUUGAGCUUGCAAACUAACAAAGUAAUCAAGAUUCUAGGUACUGAUGACCAAUUGCAACUUAAUCUAAGAUUUCAUCAACUAUUAUUGUCAAAUAAAUCCUCAAUUAGUAAUUUUAGUACGGAAAUGUUAUCAUCUAAUAAUUCUAUACUUAAUUCUAGUUUGAAUAAGGUUCCAAUUUUGAUAUCGUCGGCAGUCAAUUCAGAUAAAAUCUUUUUGUUUAACAAUUUACAAACACCAAGACAUAAUGAUAUUGAUUUUACUAUCAAACCCAGAGUUAAAAAACAAACACCUAUUAAGGAGAAUAAAUCAUCAAAAAUAAUAUUGCAUACUACUUCAGGAGAUAUCAAAUUAAAAUUAUUUAAUGAUUUAGCUCCUAAAACAACAGAAAAUUUCAUCAAACUUUGUGAAAAGGGUUACUACAAUUCUACUAUUUUUCAUCGUGUUAUUAAAGAUUUUAUGAUCCAAGCUGGUGACCCGUUAGGAAAUGGAACAGGCGGCGAAUCAUAUUGGGGUGGGUAUUUGAAGGAUGAAUUUAAUUCAACUUUAAGACAUUCUAAGCCCUUCAUGGUAAGCAUGGCUAACUCAGGCCCCGAUACAAAUGGUUCUCAAUUUUUCAUUACAACAGAAAAGGCUCCAUGGCUCGAUAAUAAACAUACAAUUUUUGCAGAAGUCAUAGACGGUUUUGAAGCUGUGAAAUCAAUUGAAAAUACGGAAACGGACGCCGAUGAUAAGCCUUUGGAUCAAGUUGUUCUACUCUCCACUAGCACAGAAUAA